ACACUGGGUGUUCUUGCUCUCGCUCAUUUAUCUGCGUGAGAACUGCUCUGACGGCGUAGCCGGAUGCGUUGCAAUAGAGGCGGAACGGUCGACUUCCAUCAGGCAAUGCCAAAAUUGGAGCUUCUGUGAGACACUUGCGAAGAGACUGAAACGCAGUCUGUGCCUCGUCUGACCACACAAAGGGUUUGUCCUUGUGGGGUCAGAGCUUAAGCUGGACAGAUGACCUCCCGGUGUGUGAAUUGUCAGGCGUAGGAUUUUCCACGAAUCAGAUAUACAGAAAGGAUGGAGUGCGGGCAGAAGAGCAUGAAUUUGAAGACCGAAGCUUUCACUUUAAAGUGGAACUGGAUAGCGAAAUGUACCUGUACGGCGUGUUUGAUGGCCAUGAUGGUAGCCGAGCUUCUAACUUUGCUGCUCAGCGCUUGCCAGCAGAGCUGAUCCUAGGCCAACUCCAGGGCCAUAAGUCAGAUGUAGAUGUUAAGGAAGUUUUACACCAGGCCUUCAUUGGCGUAGAAAAGGGAUUCUUUGAAACUAUUGAUGAUGCCUUGGCAGAGCGUGCCAGACUCAAGAUGGAAAUACCUGAGGGAAUGAGCUACUAUGACGCAUGUAGACAGUUCCCGGACGUUAUGGAGACAUUAGAGAAGCUGAACACGGAAAUCUGCGGUGGAACUACUGCGUGCAUGUCACUGAUUCGCAGCAACAAGCUCUAUGUAGCGAACGUGGGUGACAGCCGAGCACUGUUGUGCAAGUUGGACUCUGAGGGAGUCCUGCGCGUUGUUCAGCUGAGCGUUGACCACGACAUUAAGAACGAGGAUGAGUUGCUACGAUUACAACAACUUGGACUACACAUCCGAACAAUUCGCCAAUGCCGCCGAUUAGGAAACCAGGAAAUCACUAGAAGCAUUGGUGACUAUGCUAGGAAAGGUGGCUACAAGGACUUUGAUUUGCUGAGUACGGCUAAAGAGGAACCAAUAAUAGCAGAGCCUGAAAUCCAUGGAGGUAUUCCUAUGGACAGUUCCUGUUGCUUUCUUCUGCUCAUGAGUGACGGUGUCUUCAAUUCUGUUAUAGAUGCUACAGGAACCGACCAGGUGAAUGCGGAUAUCGCAAGCAUGGUUGCAGCAGAGUUUUCUGUACAGUCAACACUGUUUGGCGUUGCACAGGCGGUGAUCGAUAAGAUUGUGCGCAUCCACCAGGACACAUGGUACACAGGUUCUGAGCGUGCAAGCCUCUGCCAGAAGCGAGACGACAUGACCCUGCUAGUACGCAGCUUCAACUACCCACUUCCGAAUGCAAUUACCAGUCCAAUUAGGAACAAGACGUUUUCUACGAAUCCCUUGUUAACGCUUAGCUCCUCCUACAGUACUGAAAGCGGUAGCUUUACAUGUUACCCAACAAACCAGUCUACAAUGAUGGGAUCACAAACGUAUACCAGUACAGAGUCAUCUGGUAGUGCCAGUGCAAACUAUUGCUCAAGUGAGAGUUGUAGCAUACUGCCUCUGGAUGCAGAUGGCAAGGUUCCAUCCUACGUGAGUUUUGAAGAAUUUUUCAAAGUAAUUUCAGAAGAUCAACUGGAGUCACAAAUAGAUGCUGUAGGUGGGGAGUGUGAGCGAGCAUCAACACCAGACACACUGAGCCCUGUGCCUGAUGAAAAUGACUUCUGUUCAAAUCAGGAAGAAAAUGAUAAAGGUUCACACAGCUAAGCUAGUGCACAUUUAGCAUUGUUUUUAGAUAUACUGAACUUCGUUCAUGUUACAUCAUUGAUGAAAGUUCAAUAAUGGCAGAAAACCCUAAACAAACUUAAAUUGAUAAAACAAAUUACCAGUGUUUUAUGCACGACACGUUGCUUGUUUUUGCUUUUCAAAUGAUUAUGCAACUGUUGAUGAUUAAUUUAUUUGUGGAUGGUAAACAAAGGAUCUGAUCAAAAUAAUUAAAAUUAAAAUUUAUAAAAUAUUACAGCUUUUAUUAUUAAUUCUCAUUGAUUACACAUGUAGCUUAAAAAAAAAUUCAGUCAUGUAUAGUGGCCAGAUAAAAUAAUACUAUGCUUUUGUCGUCACUGUGUAAAAGUAAACAUAUCCCGUGUGUGAUAUGGUUGUGUGAUUGUUGAUAUGUUCUAGCUAAUUUGAUAUAGUGUGUUUAUUUUGUACGGUGUUUAGUGUGUAUUUUGUGUGUAUGUCGAUAUAGCUGAUUAAUGGAAAAGCUGUAUGGUUUAAGUGAUAUCGUUGGGUUUGUCAUAUUUUAUUCACAUUUUCAAAAAAUACAGUUGCUAAAAGCCUAAAAAA
Messenger RNA from Priapulus caudatus, 2276 nucleotides. RefSeq names its product TGF-beta-activated kinase 1 and MAP3K7-binding protein 1-like. The record is from RefSeq and is a predicted model, not a curated record. Gene Ontology annotation, molecular function: protein serine/threonine phosphatase activity. The transcript is spliced from 8 exons. Lineage: Eukaryota; Metazoa; Priapulida; Priapulimorpha; Priapulimorphida; Priapulidae. Bases 354 to 1697 code for a protein of 447 amino acids. Gene Ontology annotation, biological process: protein dephosphorylation.